AUGAACACGGACGAGUUGACUGACGAGGAUGGGGACGAAGAGGAGGAGCCGAAACUGAAAUACGCAAAGUUGACUGGGAGCUUGGCCAAUGUCUAUCGCAAUGGUGACUCGACAUCCGCGUUCAUCGUCGCCGGAGACAAGAUGGUAGUUGGAACCCACAGUGGGAGUAUACAUGUCUCGUCAAUACCGACGCUUCAGACUCUGCGGACAUAUCGCGCACACCAAGCCAGUGUCACCAGUGUCUCUGUAUCACCGGUGCCGCCGCCUCCGGUCUUGAUGCGCGCUGAGGGUGGAAAUUUGGCAGUCUUUCAACCCGCCUCAAGCACAUCGACGACCGCGGCGAAGAAACCUCCCGCCACGAACAACGGACGCAGUACUCGCACAACACAAUCGCCGCCACAGGUGAUACCAAACACGCCCAGCAAUAACAUCUACAUCGCAACGUCUUCACUCGACGGACAUGUUUGUAUCCAGUCGUUGGUCAAUGUCGAGGAUGUACAGCUACGAAACUUUGCGCGACCAGUCAACGCGGUCGCGCUGUCCCCGGAUUACAAGAAUGACCGAACGUAUCUUUCGGGUGGGCUUGCUGGUAAUCUCAUCAUGACCGUUGGGGGUAAAUCAGGCGUGAGCACCGAUGCCAACACGAACAGCGCCGCGGCUGCGGCUUCGGGAUGGCUAGGAGCGAUCGGUCUCGGUAGUAAUACUGGCCGUGAUCAGAUCUUGCAUUCAGGAGAGGGAGCAAUCAGCUCAAUCAAAUGGAGCUUGAGCGGAAAGUGGGUCGCCUGGAUCAAUGAGGAGGGAAUAAAGGUUAUGCGGAGUCAUUUGAAGCUAGGAAGCGAGGACAGCGAGGACGCAUGGCGCAGAAUUGCACAUGCACAGAAGCCGAACAAAAAGAUAUGGGAAGAAAUGGCGGGAGUCUGGAAGGGCCGUUGUGAAUGGGUGGAUGACAAGAGCCUCGAGGCCGACGAGCAAAUCCCCGAAGCCGAGGACGACAAAGCCGCGACAAGCAAGACGAAGAAAUCGGCGAAAUUUGAGAAGCUCGUCGUGGGAUGGGGUGAUACAGCGUGGUUGCUUCAUGUGCACUCUACUAACGCCACAACCAGCUCUGGCAAGCGACAGGUCGGUAGCGCGGAUAUCAUCCACAAACUACAUUUUGUGGACUGCAUCGUGUCAGGCAUUGCGUUCUACACCCCAACACUCCUUGCAAUUCUUGCAUACCGGACAAGGGACGACAACGACAAACCUCUCGCGGCCCCUGCAGCAUCAGGUAAAGAGGGCAACGCGCAGACUGCAAAAGCCGCGCUCAAGGGUCGCCAGCAUAGGCACACUGGGUUAGCGCCGCAGCUGCGCCUGGUCAACGUGAUCAAUGGCGAAGAAGUCGAUCUGGAUGAAUUGUCCAAUAUCUCCCGUUUCGAGACCCUUUCAAGCCAAGACUAUCAUUUGGGAACGGUCUAUAUUCCUCCGCCAGCUCCACAAUCCACCAAGGCUGCCAAGGAUACUCUGGCGAAGGGCGCGUUGGAGGGUAUAUGGGAUGCAGCAAGCGGAGUCUAUGUUAGUCGCAUAUUCACAUCAGCGACUAGUGUGAGGAGUAACGACAGCCCGGAGCCGAAAAAGAAGCCUACAGCCGCACAUCCAUAUGCACUCGAGGCUGGGCUGAAACUGUUCAUGUUUAGUCCCUACGACUGCGUGUUGGCGGUUCGACGUGAGCUGACGGACCAUCUGGCGUGGCUGCUCGAGCGUCAACAGUAUGCGAAUGCAUGGCACCUGAUCGACAAGCAUCCCAAUAUCGCUGACAAGUCAGCAUCUGCCGUUGAUCAAUUCGUGUCUGCAGGUUCAAAGCCAGGUUCACCAACAAAAAGCAGCGGCACCGAACAGCAGGGCCAGAAAGGAAGCCUUGCAGAUUUCUUCGCCGAUGACAAUAGCUCGCAGUUCGGCGGGGUUGAUGGCUCGCCAUUCGCAAUACGCCGAGCGGAACAGGAAAAACGCCGUAUCGGACAACUGUGGCUGGCGCAGCUCAUUGCAGACGAUAACUGGGUCGAGGCUGGCAAGAUUGCCGGAAAAGUCCUCGGCAACAGCAAUCGGUGGGAGCAUUGGGUCUGGACAUUUGCGCAAGCAGAGAAAUUUGAUGAAAUCACGCCGUACAUUCCCGCGACGAACGACGACCAAACGCCACUACCCAGCAGGGUAUAUGAGGUCGUACUAGGCCACUACAUCUUCACAGACCGGAAGAGGCUGGCGCAGCUUUUAGACCAAUGGGAUCCCGAGCUAUUUGACGUUCGAAGCGUCAUCUCCACAAUCGAAGAAAGGCUGGCGAGUGACGAGGUCGCAGAGGACAGCAAUGACUGGCGCAUUCUCAUGGAGUCUCUCGCAAAACUGUAUCUGGCUGAUGGUCGUGCACGAGAUGCAUUACGAUGCUACAUUCGGCUGCAAGAUGCGGAUAGAGCAUUUGCGCUCGUCCGGGAAGCAAAGCUGCUCGACACUGUCACAGAGGAUAUCCCUGGGCUGAUCAUGCUUCGUAUCAGUAAGCAGCAGAUACGAUCCGCCCCGCUGAGCGAGCUGGAGGAGGGUACCUCGGAGGCUAUUCAACUAUUGGCUGACGAGGCUCAACGCGGGACGGUCCCCACUGCUGUCGUGAUUGACCAACUACAACGGAAAGGCGAUGCGUUCCAACCUUUUCUGUAUUUCUACCUUCGGGCGCUCUGGAACAGUAGUAAAGGCACGGCGCUCACCCGCAGCCGAUGGCGAAACUUCGGCGCCGUGGACGACGGCCAUGCUCUCGUCGAUGACUUUGCCGACCUGGCAGUAUCACUGUUUGCCGAGUACGACCGCCCUCUUCUCUUGACCUUCAUUCAGAAGAGCGAGCGCUACAGUCUUGGAAGAGCGACGGAAAUCUUCGAGCGCAGACAUUAUAUCCCCGAGCUCGUUCACAUUCUGAGCAAAACAGGAGAGACCAAACGAGCAUUGAGUCUGAUCAUUGGUGAGCUCGGCGAUGUCAAACAGGCCAUUGGUUUCGCCAAAGAGCAUCCGGAUUUGUGGGGCGACCUGUUGGAUUACUCCAUGGACAAACCCACAUUCAUCACCGGUCUGCUGGAAGAAGUCGGAGCUGUGAGUCUCGGCAGCGAGUUUGAUCCUAUCGAUGUCGUGCGCCGCAUUCCCGAAGGUCUCGAGAUCGAAGGCCUCAAGCGCGGAUUGUGGAAAUUCAUCCGCGAAUUCGAAAUACAGAUGAGCAUCUCCGAAGGCGUAGCUAGAGUGUUACGUGGAGAAGUCACUGCCGGCAUGGACAUCCUGCGAGCCGGACGAAGGAAAGGCGUUUCCUUCCAAGUCAUCCACGAAACUGCCAACGAAGUCGAAAUCGAAGUCAAAGACGUCCCUCUACAAGUCUCCGAAAAAACCGCAAUCAAAUUGGGAGACGACAACAAUGACAACCUCCCAACCCCACAAAGCAAAUCCACCAAAAGACCAGCCUCUGCCGCCAUCGUAGCGCGGAAAGUCGUCCAACCCGGCCACUGCUCCGGCUGCGAGGACAUCUUCCACGAGGACGAGAAGCAAAUCCUGCUAGGGUUCACCUGCGGCCACGUCUACCACCUGCCGUGUCUAAUCGACGCGCACCCCGAUACCAAAGACUCAUCCGCGGCCCGCGCGAUGCUAGUGCAGCUGGAAGACGUCACGGCCGACGACGGCGAUGUUGGCGGUACGAGGAGCGUUGGCGCCAAGGUCGCUCACGCGCAGGUCAUUCGCAACGUCCUCGGGCAGAUGGGCUGUGCUCGAUGCCGGGAUUUGGCAGAAAGACCGCCUUCGUCUUCGGCGUGA
This is a messenger RNA of Dissoconium aciculare CBS 342.82, 3810 nucleotides long. RefSeq lists its product as uncharacterized. Lineage: Eukaryota; Fungi; Ascomycota; Dothideomycetes; Mycosphaerellales; Dissoconiaceae. Gene Ontology annotation, molecular function: protein binding. Gene Ontology annotation, cellular component: late endosome; HOPS complex. Gene Ontology annotation, biological process: protein targeting to vacuole; vesicle-mediated transport; macroautophagy. The transcript is spliced from 2 exons. Bases 1 to 3810 code for a protein of 1269 amino acids. The record is from RefSeq and is a predicted model, not a curated record.